GAAAAUAAAUAACAAAAAAUAAAAAAAAUGGUGGAAUUCGAAGUUUAUGGUGAAACAUUUCAUGAUUAUGUAGCAGAUUUUAUUCCAUUUUUUAUAAUAUGUAUGCUGGUGGAAUUAAUAAUAAAUGUUUUUUUUAAAAAGAAAAAAAAUUAUUUUGGAUUGGGGGAUUCUUUAACUUCGAUGGGUGGGGGACUUUCGACAAUAGUUUUAGAGAGGAUAGUACCCUUUGCUAUUAUGUCAGCGAUUGAAUUUUAUGGCGUGGUUUAUAUUUAUAGAAAUUAUAGGAUAGUAGAUGUCAGCGAGUAUUCAGUUUUAGCAUGGAUAUUUUGUUUUAUAACUGUAGAUUUUGGUUAUUAUUGGUUUCAUAGAUUAGCACACGAAGUUAAUGCAUUUUGGGCAACACAUGUUACACAUCACUCUUCAGAAAAAUAUAAUUUAACAACAGCACUUAGACAAAAUGUAUUACAAAUAUAUAUUUCAUGGAUUUUCUUCUUACCAAUUGGAUUAUUUACACCACCAGGCAUGUAUGUAUUUCAUAAGCAAUUCAAUACAAUUAAUCAGUUUUGGAUCCACACACAAUUGAUAGAUAAAUUACCAUGGCCAAUAGAGUUCAUUUUAAAUACACCAUCUCAUCAUCGUGUUCAUCAUGGUCGUAAUCCAAAAUAUUUAGAUAAGAAUUAUGGUGGUACUUUGAUUAUAUGGGACCGUAUAUUUAAGACAUUCGAGCCAGAGGAAGAAAAGGUUUAUUAUGGUUUGGUAUACCCUUUAAAUUCAAAUGAUCCAACAUGGAUUCAAAUACAUAAGUGGUAUGAAAUGUAUCAGCAUACAAAACUAUAUACUAACUGGAUUGAUAAAAUCAAAGUUUUUCUUUGUGGGCCAGGUUGGCAAAAAGGUACAGGUCGUUUAGGGGAUCUUUCAACACUCCCAAUUCCAACGGACAAGGAUGAGCAAGAAAGAAUACCAAAAUCUUUAUCAACAGAUUUAAAUGUAUAUUUAUUUAUCCACUACAUGUUCAUCUCUUUCUUUGCAUUAAUAAUUCGUGACAGUUUCGAAAAUCAAGUUGGUGCUACAAAUGUUACUCUAUCUUUUGCUUUUCUCUAUGUUAGCUUAACUUCAUUUGGCGCUAUGUUCGAUGGGAAAUGGUAUGCGGCUCUAUUGGAAACUAUUAGGCUCUGGGUAUUUAUAAUAUACACUCUGGUAUCUCAAGCUUCAUCUCACCCAAUUAUACAUAUAUUCAGACUAUUUUAUUUCACCUCAUCCGUAUAUAUUAUUUUCAAGAAAAUUUAUACAUCUAAUAUUUUUAAAAGCUAUUUAAAAUCAUCACAAAAAAUUUUAAACAAUAAACUAGAUUAGAAAAUAUAAACUAUUAUUUAUUU
Messenger RNA from Dictyostelium purpureum, 1376 nucleotides. RefSeq lists its product as uncharacterized. The transcript is spliced from 3 exons. Lineage: Eukaryota; Evosea; Eumycetozoa; Dictyosteliales; Dictyosteliaceae. Gene Ontology annotation, cellular component: endoplasmic reticulum. The record is from RefSeq and is a predicted model, not a curated record. Gene Ontology annotation, molecular function: oxidoreductase activity; iron ion binding. Bases 28 to 1353 code for a protein of 441 amino acids. Gene Ontology annotation, biological process: lipid biosynthetic process.